This is a messenger RNA of Salvelinus namaycush (lake trout), 6192 nucleotides long. RefSeq names its product trinucleotide repeat-containing gene 6C protein-like. Gene Ontology annotation, cellular component: P-body; nucleoplasm. Gene Ontology annotation, molecular function: protein binding; RNA binding. The coding region runs from base 315 to 6098 and encodes 1927 amino acids. Lineage: Eukaryota; Metazoa; Chordata; Actinopteri; Salmoniformes; Salmonidae. The transcript has 20 exons. Gene Ontology annotation, biological process: miRNA-mediated post-transcriptional gene silencing; positive regulation of nuclear-transcribed mRNA poly(A) tail shortening. The record is from RefSeq and is a predicted model, not a curated record.
GGCACGUCCUGUACCUCGGAUUGUAGCGUUGCGAGCUGCUGCUAUCGCUAGUUUGAACAAAAUGGCUGCAGAGGCACCACUAACGAAAGCCCACUGAACGGUAGGAAUUAUCAUCGACGAUGUUUUAAUGGAUAUCUUGGAAAUACACCUUCUCCAAAUAUUGGAUUUUGCAAGAAUUUGGUCUCUUGGAUUCCUCUAUUUUCGAGCAUUUCACAGUCGCGUUCUGUAAAACAUUUUUUUGCACUUUUAAAAAUGUCAGCUCAUCAAAGACAAGCCGAGAGAAGAAGCAGGGAACACAAGACCAGAACCAUUUGAUGGAAGAAAAGAAAAAGAGAAAGCAAGAAGAAAAGAAAAAGAAGGAAGCUGCUCAGAAAAAGGUCACUGAACAGAAAACCAAAGUGCCAGAGUCAGCCAAGCCCGGCCCCACCCCUCCUCCUCCCCCCGCCAACCCCAGUGCCACCCCGUCUGUGCCCCCCACCAGCAGCAGUGGCAGUAAUGGCAAGCGCGCCCCCUCCAGUGCCCAGCAGCAGUCCCAGCCCUCGCCCGCCCAACAGCGUUACCCGCCAAGAGAGAUCCCUCCACGCUUCCGCCAGCAGGAGCACAAGCAGCUGCUGAAGAGGGGUCAGCCGCUGCCCCCUGGGACCCUUUCAACUGUACCAGGACGCCCCGAACCUGACGCGUGUCAGAAAUUCUCUGGUGCAUCGCACACAGAGCUGCCCCCACAGAGUGGCCUGGGAGCCCAUUAUGAGAAUCCCCACUGGGGACACCAGCCAGCCAAUCGGAGUGCCACUUCCGCCUCAGCGUCGGUCAAUCACAGUGGCUGGGAUACAGUGAUCAUCGACGAGAGCGACACCGAGGCCUGGCCCUCCAUUUCCCGCAGCAGCCAGAGCCAGGGCCCUGCUGGAGGAUGCCCCUCGGACACUGACCCUGUUGGUCCGGCCAGCAGCAGCAGCAGUAUGAGCAUGGCCACGGGGGCCAACGGCCAGACAGGCCACUUUCCUGCCAACUACCCCAGCAGCAAAGGAACCAGCUCUGGGCCCGGCAGCUCAGCCAAUCACCCCGGGGCAGGCAUGGUCGGCAUGGCCUCCAGCCAAGGAGCAGCCAAUCGGGGCUGGGGAUCUGGUCCCGGUCCCUCCCCCCACGGCCCUCCUCAGUCCUCCUCUGUCGGAGGUGGGGAGGGGAAGAGUGAUGGCCCAAUGGGAGGAGGAGGAGGCAGGGGUUGGGGCUCCUCUUCCUCCACCACCUCCAACUUUAACUUGAACCUGAACCCCAAUGCCAACCCCUCGGCCUGGCCCGUUCUGGGGCACGACGGGGGCGGAGGAGCGGGGGAAAGCAGCUCAGGGGGAGCCAACCCCAAUCAACCCCCUUCUUCUCAACCCCCUCCAAACCUCUGCAACCCGCCAGGCACCUCUCACGCCCAGGGGAACGGCAACAGAGGAGGAACCAUGGUGGGCGGCACAAACGGCAACCUUCCGGUAGGGGGAGGCGACACCUGGGGAGAAUCAUCUGAGCCACACCCAUCCUCGUCCACGAAUGUGUCUUUCAGCUCAGAACCUCAGAACCUUAACACUGACGGACCAAAUCAUACUAGCAAGCAACAGGAGCCCCCUAUCCACAGCGUGUCCGGCUGGAGUGGCCCCUCCGGAGGAAUGGGCUCCCUGGGCCGGCCUCCUCCUGGAGCUUCGCAGCUGGUCAACGGAGAGGAUGGCAGCUCCGUCUGGGGCAACAAUGGAGACUCCAAGUCAGUCGCCUCCUCCGCGGAGCCUUCGGGCUGGGACUCUGGGGCCGGGGGCUGGGGGAGCCAUGGAAGCAGUGGUGGUGGAACCUCUGGAGGCUGGGGAGGCCAGAGCAGCGGAGAUGCCUGGGGGAAGCAGCAUUCUGGCGAGGUCCAGGGGGGCUGGGAUGCCCCCAGCUCUCCUCCCCAGCAGGCCAGCUCCUGGAGCGCCCGAGCCCCUAGCACCACGGUGGUCAGCGAGGGCAGCAGCGAGGGCAUGGACGGAGCGGGACACUCCCGCCGACAGGACCGGUCGUCCAGGGAUGAGCCUGCCUCCCUGCUCCCAGCCCCUGACCUGGACCCCAGGGUGCUGUGCAACACAGGCUGGGGCCAAACCCCCGUCCGCCAGCACACGUCCUGGGACAUGGAGGAGGCGGCACGCACCCAACGAAAGGCAGAUGCUGCCGGGACGGACUCUUGGGGAGGCUCCGUCCCCAACACUCCCACCGAGCCAGCCCAAGGGCCCUCCAACCCCAGCCACGGCCCCCCUCAUCGGGCUGACCCCAAGAGCGAGGGUCCCGGGCCUGGUCCUCAGGCUGCCCCUGGCUGGGGUGGCUCCAUGCCUCCAGCCAGCCAACCCGGCUCUGGCUGGGGCGAGCCACCGAGCAGCAAGAAUCCCCCCAACGGUCCUGGGGGCUGGGGGAACCCCCCACCAGGAGGCCCCGGGUCAGGCCCCAACAUGCCCAAAGCUGGGAACCAGUCCUGGGGAGCUCCAGAGGAGAAGUCCCCAAGCUGGGAUGAUUCCCACGGCAAGGCCCCCAAGCCCCAGGGCUGGGGAGAUGGGCCGAAGCCGCCCCACAGCGGCUGGGGCAACAGCGCUGGAGGAGGGGGCAAUGGAGGAGGAGGAGACUGGAGAGAGCCUGCAGAUGGCAAGAAGAACAGUCCCACCAUCAACCCUCCCUGGGAGGGAGAAGGAGCAGGAGGCUGGAAAGAGAGCAACCGAGGCUGGGGGAAACCUGGUCCGGGGAUGGGGGGAAAUGUUGGUGGAGGCUGGGGAGAGCCAGCGAUGGCCCAGCAGCGCCCAAGUGGCCCUGCCCAAGGAUGGGGCGGCAAGCCCCAGGAGAGCUCCAACGGCAACAGCGGAGGAGUUAGAGGAGGGAGCAUGGGCGGGGCAGGAGGUGGAGAAGGGAGCAUGGGAUCCUGGGGAGGCCCUGGCCCCGUGAAGCCCAGUGUAUCAGGCCGGGAGGGCAACGGGGGAGGAGGGAGCAAGCAGGACCCCUCAGGAGGAGAGCCCACAGGGUGGGAGGAACCUUCCCCACCCUCCAUCCGACGCAAGAUGGAGAUUGAUGACGGCACCUCGGCCUGGGGCGACCCGGGCGCCUACAACAAGACGGUCAACCUCUGGGACAAGAACAACCCUGAGGGAGGAGGGCCACCCCAAGGUAGACCCCCAGGGAACGCCCCCGCAUGCCCCCCUGGAAACAACAACCACCCACCACAUCACCCUCCCCACCAUCCUCACACCUACCACGGCCCCCCACCACCCCUCCAGAGCCAUGGGGGCCACAACCCCCAGGGCCCAGGCCAGAACAGUGGGCCCAUGGACCCAGCCAUGCCUCACCAGACUGCGCCUCCACCACACAGCAGACCACCCCUCAUGGGUCCAGGCUGGGGGGAGCCUUCCAGUGCCCACCCCAAACCAGAGCCCUCCUGGGGGGAGCCUUCUCCCCCUCCGGUCAGCGUGGACAACGGGACCUCCGCCUGGGGGAAACCCACCGGGAGCCAUGGGGGCUGGGGUGUGGGUGACAACAGCCCCGAACCCUACAGACGGGGUAACCCACCCCUUGGAUCUGCACCUUGCAAACCAGCCCCCAAAUCUAUGCAAGACGGCUGGGGUGGCGGCGUAGGUGGCGGUGGGGGGGAGGACAUGGGUUUGUCUGGGGGCCAGUGGGACCCUGACGACGGGGACAUGUGGAGCAGCCAGGCCUCCCAGGAGAGCAACUCCUGGGGCAACAGACCCAGGAAGGGCCCACCCAAGGGGAAGAUUCCGGGCAAGCAGGAGGAAGCCUGGAUCAUGAAUCGCCUGAUCAAGCAGCUGACAGACAUGGGCUUCCCUAGAGAUCCAGCCGAGGAGGCUCUGAAGAGGAACAACAUGAACCUGGACCAGGCCAUGAGUGCUCUGUUGGAGAAGAAGACGGAGCUGGACAGGCGGGGGAUCGGCAUGUCCGACUACAACAACUAUCUGAUCAACAAGGGACCAAUGGGUUGCCGGCCUCCCCUCCACUCCAAAGAGUCCUCCUCAGAUCGCUCCCCUUUCCUCGACAAGGACGGUGUUGGUAGCCUGGUGGAGGACGUCCUCACCUCCUCACCGUUUAUGCCUUGUUCCCCCGGCCCCCUCGGCCUGAAACUCCCCUCCCUGCCCAGCACUGCCCUGCCUCUAUCCAGCCAGGGCCUGGGUGGCCCACAGGGCCUAGCCAUGCAAAACUUGAACAACAGACAGAUGCAGAGUGGAAUGUUGGGCAGUAGCGGUGCAGCACAAGCCCGGGCCAUGCAGCAGCCUCCUCAGCCGUCAGUGCCGCCUCUCGGCUCCCAGCCUAGUCUACGCGCUCAAGUGCCUCAGUUUCUCUCCCCUCAGGUUCAAGCACAGCUCUUACAAUUUGCAGCAAAAAACAUUGGUCUGAAUCCUGCACUUUUAACCUCACCAAUAAACCCUCAACAUAUGACCCUUUUGAACCAACUAUACCAGCUGCAACUGGCGUACCAGCGUUUACAAAUUCAGCAGCAGAUGUUGCAGGCGCAGCGUAAUGUUUCUGCUCCCAUCCGACAGCAAGAGCAGCACGUUGCACGUACAAUCAAUAACAUGCAGCAGCAGAUCCAACAGCACCAGAGACAGCUGGCCCAGGCCCUGCUGAUGAAGCAGCAGCAGCAGCAGACCCUCGGCUCCCUCUCCUCCUCCGGCCUGCACCACGGCCAAGGCAAAUCAGCCCUGGACUUGUUCCCAGGCCACCCCCAGGCUCCGGGCCUACCCGACCUGCAGACCAAAGAGCAGCAGUCGUCCCCCAACUCCUACAGCCCCUACCCUCUCUCUGGACUGAAUCCUAACAUGAAUGUAACCUGCAUAGAGGUGGGAGGCCUGUCCAUGAAGGAGCUUCCCCAGCCCCAGUCUCGCCUCUCCCAGUGGACACACCCCAACUCCAUGGACAGCCUCUCUGGAGGUUCAUCCUCUCUGGAGCCCAACCUGAACAAGCACGGUUCCAACCUGGGCCCCCCUGGGAAGCCCCCCCAAAUGGAGGAUGGGUACAGCCCCUACGGCAUGAUGCCUGGCUCCGAGUCCCCCACCAACCCCCUGGUGCCCCCAGACAGCUGGAGCCAGGGCAAGAGCCCCAACGACAAGAUGGUCAACGGCGCCAACAUCACCUGGCCUCCAGAGUUCUGCCCGGGCGUGCCCUGGAAGGGCCUGCAGAACAUCGACCCGGAGAACGACCCCAACAUGACCCCGGGGAGCGUUCCCAGUGGCCCCACCAUCAACACCAACAUCCAGGACGUCAACCGCUACCUGCAGAGAGACCGCAGCGGAGGUAAAUUGUCGGACAUGAAGUCCACCUGGUCCCCGGGGCCCAUCUCCCACCCCUCCCAGGUCUCUCUGUCCCAUGAGUUGUGGAAGGUCCCCCAGGGGCCCCGCAGUAACACAACCGCCCCCACGCGGCCCCCUCCGGGCCUCACCAACCCCACCAAGCACUCCUCCACCUGGGGAGGCAACUCCCUGGGCCUGGCCCAAGGCUGGAGCAGCUCCUACUCCUCAGCAGCUACCACAUGGAGUACAGACAGCUCCAACAGGACCAGUAGCUGGUUGGUCCUGAGGAACCUCACUCCCCAGAUAGACGGGUCCACCCUGCGGACGCUAUGCAUGCAGCAUGGCCCCCUCAUCACAUUCCACCUCAACCUGACCCAGGGCAACGCAUUGGUGCGCUACAGCUCCAAGGAGGAGGCCGCCAAGGCCCAGAAGUCCCUGCACAUGUGCGUUCUGGGUAACACCACCAUCCUGGCAGAGUUUGCUGGGGAGGAAGAGGUCCAGCGCUUCUUUGCACAGGGCCAGCAGCUAGCCUCAACUACCAGCUGGCAGGCUGACCCAGGCGUCAAUCAGACGCGGAUGGGCGGUUCCGGGCCCAGAUCCUCGCACCCCAUUGGCCAUCCCCACUGGAACUCUGGUGGCGGCAUGGGAGGAGGUGGAGCCAAGACGGGCGGAGACCUGCUGUGGGGGGGCGUGCCCCAGUACUCCAGCCUAUGGGGACCGCCCAGCGGAGAGGAGGGGCGGGUCAUGGGGAGUCCUACUCCAAUCAACACGCUGCUGCCUGGGGACCUGCUGAGCGGGGAGUCCAUGUAGGACCACGUCACAGAGCUCCAUGCUAGAAAAAGGAGGAAUGGAAUACUACACAGGAAUACUACACAGUACUACAUAUAUACAUAUAUACAUGUAU